CGAAAGUCUACUAUAACAUAAAAUAUUAACCUUACUUGAGAGGUCCUUACCACCUCUCCGAGAUUCCGACCAUCAAACGAAACAACUACCCCUCUCUCUCUGUCUCUCUCUCUCUCUCUCUCUCUGGGCCUGGACCGACAAAGAAUGUCAGAAACAAGAUCGCCGCUGCCGUUGCUGUUCCGGCGACGAUCAAGCAGCGAAAUGAUGAAAAAUUUAGCCUCAGUUUCAAGCAGUCUAUUGCCAGCUUUUGGAACUGUUGUGGACGAAGGAUACUUGCAUCUCCGGAAAUACGUUAUAGCUCCAUAUGAUCGUAGAUAUAGGUGGUGGCAGACGUUUCUUGUUGCACUGGUAAUAUACUCUGCAUGGGCGUCUCCGUUUGAGCUGGCUUUCAAGAAAGCGGCCACCGACGCUUUUAUGCCCGUCGAUUUGGUGGUUGAUGCCUUUUUCGCCAUGGACAUUUUGCUUACUUUCUUUGUGGCUUACUUGGACAAAUCUACCUAUCUUCUGGUUGACGAUCACAAGAAAAUCGCACUCAGGUACGUCACAAGCUUAUGGUUCCCCAUGGACGUGGCCUCGACUCUGCCGUUUCAAUUCUUAUACAGAAUCUUCACCGGGAAAAUGAGCCACGGUGAAAUCUUUGGCUUCCUCAAUCUGCUUCGACUCUGGCGACUUAGGCGCGUUAGUGAACUCUUUAAAAGGCUAGAGAAAGACACACGUUUCGGCUAUUUUUGGACAAGACUCUUUAAACUAAUCAGUGUUACUCUAUUUGCAGUGCACUCAGCAGGAUGCUUCUACUUCUGGCUGGCUGCCCAUCAUAAAACACCAGAAAAUACAUGGAUUGGAGUUGAAGUUAGUGAUUUCAAACACAGAAGCAUCUGGCUAUGUUAUACCUAUUCUAUUUACUGGUCAAUUGUCACCCUAACCACUGUUGGCUAUGGAGACUUGCAUGCUGUCAAUACAGGAGAGAAGAUUUUCAACAUGCUUUAUAUGCUCUUCAACAUUGGUCUCACUGCUUAUAUAAUCGGAAACAUGACAAAUCUCAUUGUUCACAGUGCAGUCCGGACUUUUGCCAUGAGGGAUGCCAUAAAUGAGAUAUUAAGAUUUGGAAGCAAGAAUAGGCUACCAGAAGGCUUGAAAGGGCAAAUGCUGGCACACAUGCAACUAAAAUUCAAGACAGCCGAGUUACAGCAAGAAGAAGUAUUACAGGACCUACCAAAAGCUAUCAGAUCCAGCAUUGCGCAGCAUCUUUUCCAUAGCACUGUUGGGAACACCUACCUAGUCAAAGGAGUCUCCGAAGACCUUAUUAGCCAGCUGGUAUCAGAGAUGAAGGCCGAAUACUAUCCUCCAAAGGUAGAAAUUAUUUUGCAAAAUGAAAUUCCAACAGAUUUCUACAUUUUGGUGUCUGGAGAAGUGGUAUGUCUCCUCUCUUUUUCUCUCAAGCAAUCCUAUAUAAUCCUAGACAUGAAACUUGAGAUUUGUUUCAAAUUGCAGGAUGUGCUGACAUACAAGAAUGGAACAGAGCAGUCUUUGUCAAAACUAGGAGCUGCAGAUAUGGCAGGAGAAAUAGGAGUUAUUUUCAAUAUCCCACAGCCUUUUACAGUGAGGACCAAGAGGCUUUCUCAGGUUAUCAGGAUGAGCCAUCACCAUUUCAAGCAAAUGGUGCAACCACAAAGUGAAGAUGGGAAAAUAAUCAUCUCCAACUUUAUUCAGUACUUGAAGGGCUUAAAACAAGAGAUGCAAGAAGAAAUACCCUUCUUAAUGGAAUUGUUAGAUGAUAUGAAUGCCACGCACACAGAAACAAAUGAGGAGCUACAAAAUCCCGGAGCACUAAAUUCUCACGCAGAAACAAAUACAGAAGGAAGACCAGAAACUUCGAGUCCAAUAUCACGCAAAUGUCCCAUAAGAGUGAUAAUCCACGGGCAUCAUUCAAAUGAAAGUCCGAAAGAAGGUGACAUAUCGGGAAAGCUCAUACACUUGCCAGAUUCAAUAGAAGAUCUUUUUAGACUUGCAGAAAAGAAGUUUGGCAAACAAGGAAACACAAUUCUCAUGGAGGAUGGCUCGCUAGUGGAAGAUUUGGUUGCUUUAAGAGAGAACGAUCACUUAUUUAUUUUCUGAUAGUUAAAAUAAUGUUUUGACUAACAGCAUAUUACUUCUGUUUCAAGUGAUCAUUUGUCAAUCUCAUUGUGAAAGUUUUGAGUUGCCUAAUAUUUGACAAAGACAAACUAUGUACCUCUCGUGUUUUGCGUCUGUGUCUACAAUUACCAUGUGAUUUUGGUUUGGCCAACUGGCCACAAUACAUCUGUAUAUAUUUCAGAACACAAAACUGCAAAUAUUAACAAAAUUUUUGAAC
This is a messenger RNA of Manihot esculenta (cassava), 2350 nucleotides long. RefSeq names its product potassium channel KAT3. NCBI's taxonomy places the organism in Eukaryota, Viridiplantae, Streptophyta, Magnoliopsida, Malpighiales, Euphorbiaceae. Gene Ontology annotation, biological process: potassium ion transport; transmembrane transport. Gene Ontology annotation, cellular component: membrane. The transcript has 12 exons. The record is from RefSeq and is a predicted model, not a curated record. Gene Ontology annotation, molecular function: voltage-gated potassium channel activity. The coding region runs from base 145 to 2115 and encodes 656 amino acids.